This is a messenger RNA of Phanerochaete carnosa HHB-10118-sp, 1100 nucleotides long. RefSeq lists its product as uncharacterized. Gene Ontology annotation, biological process: poly(A)+ mRNA export from nucleus. Gene Ontology annotation, cellular component: nucleus. The coding region runs from base 14 to 769 and encodes 251 amino acids. The transcript is spliced from 6 exons. The record is from RefSeq and is a predicted model, not a curated record. NCBI's taxonomy places the organism in Eukaryota, Fungi, Basidiomycota, Agaricomycetes, Polyporales, Phanerochaetaceae.
CUCGACGUCAAAAAUGGAGUCCAAGCUGAAAGCCCUCAAAGUUGUAGACCUCAAAGAGAUCCUCUCGUCAGCACAAGUCACCGUCACGGGCAAGGCUAACAAAUCAGACCUCGUUGCCAAGAUUCUCGCGUCGCCAGAGGCCGUAAAGGUGUAUGAGCAACAAUAUGGUUCUCCGGAGAACAACGACGCGUCGGCAUUUGCUGCCUCUCACGGCACGAUCCCAACAAGUGGUGUAAGCGACUCUCAGCCAGUAGAAUCUCAGCGAAAGUCUGCUCAGUACAUUGAGACCACCACACCUGAGGUGGCCAAGCCUGCAGCGUCAAGUUCAACUGUCGCACCGAAAUCUUCAGCAAAGCCAGUGUCGAGCGUAGCACCUGCUGCGGCGCAGCCUUCUGACACAGUGGCCAUCGUUACGCCUGAAGACCCAGAGCUCGAAAAGCGCAAGGCACGUGCCGCCCGGUUCGGUAUUCCACUAGUUGAGCCUGCCCAGUCGAAAGCCAGUAAGGCUGUUGAACAAACGAAAGAUGCGAAGAGGACUGAGGACGUACCCAUAGGUGACUCUGCCAAACUGGAGGCGCGCGCGAAACGGUUUGGGCUGUCCCAAGCUGUUACUUCCACGGGCAAGCCUGAACUGGCGAAAGACAACAUCAAUCGCAGCAGAGGCAAUAAGCGUUCUGCGCCUGCCGAGACAGUCGACUCAGAAGAGCAAGAGAAGCGGAAGAAGAGAGCCGAGCGUUUCGGCUUUCCUGUGACUUCGGUCAAUGCAUAGACGUGCCCGCGACCGCCAUUUUUGUCCCCGAUUGUCUUUCUCCUCUUGCUUGCUGAGCUGGUUAUCUGGGAUCGCAUCCCAUUCCGUUGGAGCCGAGCUCUGCAUAUGUUUCUACAUUCUUGAGGCGUCUAUAAAUCUUCAGCUUGACACAGCUGUCGUUCACCAGGACGGACACCCGUACUCAGACACCUUAGAGCGGGCAUGCUGCACGAUAUGCGGCGAUGCAGCAGCUAUUGCCUAUCGCAUCUCCUGAUGUGUAUACUACUUUCUGGAUUGUAUUAAUCCCGGACAUGGCCGUGUAUCAGGGUACGCUUAUCCUCGGUCCAAGCCU